This is a messenger RNA of Beta vulgaris subsp. vulgaris (sugar beet), 3568 nucleotides long. Its product is annotated as protein ROOT PRIMORDIUM DEFECTIVE 1. The transcript is spliced from 4 exons. Gene Ontology annotation, molecular function: RNA binding. The record is from RefSeq and is a predicted model, not a curated record. The coding region runs from base 187 to 1581 and encodes 464 amino acids. Lineage: Eukaryota; Viridiplantae; Streptophyta; Magnoliopsida; Caryophyllales; Amaranthaceae.
UAUGAGCCAAACAACUAAACAAGUGCAACUGUGCAAGUGAAUCCAAUUUGAAGUUUGUUCCCGCAAGAUACUCGGCACUUAAAAAAGAAAUGCUUGAGAAACGUUUUUCUGGUUCCUACUGUUUCGAAUUUGUGCAAAUCUUCCACUUUGAUAAACCCUAAACCCUCACCCUCCAAUCCUCCAAAGAUGAACUUCAACUUUUGCAAAAAAUCCAGUCUCACCCAAAUAAAAAACACAUUACUCAACUCAAACCCAUCAAUUUACACCAUUGUUCAUAAAUCACUAGAAAAUGCUCUCAUUUUUAGCAGACCCAUGUCAAAGAAAUCCACUUCAAUACCCAAAAAUCAGCAAAGAAUAAGAGAUCAUGGCUUUGAUAAUUACAUGGAGGUUGAGAAAAAGAUGAGAAAAGUUAUUAAAUUCCAAGAAUUAAUCUUUUCUCAACCCCAACAAUGCGUACCAGUUUCACGCCUUGAUUUCCUUGCUCGUCGCACUGGGUUCAAAAGAGAUGAAGCAGGCAAGUUUGUUCUUAAAUUACCUGAAAUUUUUGAAAUUUAUGAGCACCCAGUUCAAAGAAUUCUUUAUUUGCGAUUUACUAGAAAUGCUCUUUUACAAAUUGAUCAAGAAAAACAUGCCCUUAAUGCCCAAAUACCCGAUGCCGUGACCCGGCUUCGUAAGCUCUUGAUGUUGUCGAACACGGGUCGGCUUCAUCUUGAGCAUAUUAGGAUUGCUCGUAGAGAUUUCGGCCUCCCUGAUGAUUUUGAGUACUCUGUGGUGCUUAAGUAUCCCCAGUAUUUUAGGUUGUUUGAUGCUAAAGAUAGUAUGAGUAAGUACAUUGAGCUUGUAGAGAAAGACCCAAGAUUGACAGUUUGUGCUGUUGACAAAGUUAGGGAGAUUGAGUAUAGGAAGAAGGGUAUUGAUGAAGAGAAUACGAGGUUUUCGUUCGUUGUGAAUUUCCCACCUGGGUUUAAGAUAGGAAAGUACUUUAAGAUUGCAAUGUGGAAGUGGCAACGGCUGCCUUAUUGGUCACCUUAUGAGGAUGUUUCGGGGCAUGAUAUGAGGUCGUUUGAGGCUCAGAGUCGGAUGGAAAAACGGGCUGUAGCUAUGAUCCAUGAAUUGUUGUCAUUAACUGUUGAGAAGAGAAUUACAUUAGAGAGGAUUGCUCGUUUAAGGGUCAACAUGGACUUGCCUAAGAAACUCAAGGAUUUCCUUCUCCAGUAUCAGGGUAUAUUUUACAUUUCGACAAGGGGAAAUCAGGGGAAGCUUCAUACUAUCUUUUUGAGGGAGGCCUAUAAGAAGGGGGAACUAAUAGAGCCAAAUGAUAUGUACUUGGCUCGCAGAAAAUUGGCUGAAUUGAUUUUGGUUAGCCCCAGAAAGGCAUCCUUGGGUAGAGAGUUAGUCAGUUAUACAAGGCAUUGUGAUGAUGUAAGAGGGAGUCAUAGAGAGCAAACCAGUGACAGUGGAGACUUAAGGGGAGAUAGGGUGGGAGGGCAAGAUUUGGACUCAGACAGUGAGGUGGAAUCAGAUUUCAAUGAUGAGGAUGAUGAUGCACGUCCUGUUAGGCACACUCGAGCUCGUCGUUAAGUUGAGUGAGCAAAAUCAUCUGAGGAAUGUUUGCUAAGUGCUUUCUGAAGGAAAUUUCUUAGGGGUUGACUAUCUAUUGCUGGAACAUUGUUUAUAGAAGGGGAACGCUGGGAAUCAUUGCUUGUUUAUUGGUAAAGAGGAAUGAUUCAACUUCAUGCAUGUCCAGGCAGAAAUGAAAUGUGAUACUGACUUAAGCUUUCAUAAGCAUCUCCAAAAGAGAGAGCGUAAAAUCUUCAAUCUAGAAGCCGAGACCGGAAUCUGAGUCGUGGAGCUAUCGAUAAUUUUGACUGAAGAUAUUGAUAUCAGGAGGAUGUUAACUUCGGCUAAUUAACAAGACCAAUUGAAAAAUGGUAAUUUUCCACAACAACUAUGGCAUAAGAAGGAGAAUUCAACAGGUAAACCGUGUAACAGGUAAGGGUGUAUGGAAGCUGUACGACUCUUCUAGUUUCAGGGGAGCUUACCUCAGUAUAGCGCCAAAGUCACCACAGGGAACAUGAUAAUACGGUUUAUUAUUACUUGUAAUUCUAAGAUUACUAACAAUAAAGCAAAAUGUGAGACUUUGAUUGUAGGUACGGCCAAAGCAUAGUUGGCACCAGGUGCAGAUGCUGCUAGCUAACAAAUUGAUGAAAUAAAUUCCUACAAGCUGAAACAGAAGAUGGAGAUACGUAAAUGAUUUAUCAGCUACGACAAACAUGCGGCAGUGUCUUUAAGUUUUUAAAUCUAAACUAUUCUGUUCAGUUUCGUGGAAGAUGUUUCAGGUACAAAUCUCAAUGCCGUCACAGCUAAAUUAAAGCAAACACUUACAGUAGCAGAAUCACCUCAGCGUCUCAGACGCCAUCUAGAACCUGUCGACACCAUCAGCAACUUGUAGACGCUUUCAGCAAGCUGUAGACGUCUUCUGUAACCUGUAGACACCGCCAGUAACCCAUCAACACCUUCCGGAACCUGUCAACGCCUUCAUUAACCCUCAAGUGCUACCAGCGUCGCCUAUGUGUUAGCCACCUCACAUUACUAGCAAUCUUCACACAUAUACUACGUAAGUCUUUUAGUAGACGCAAAUAACCAGGUAACCUUCUUUAAGAUUACUUGAGUUAGCUUACUAGUUACAAUCGACUUUCUCUUGUCAUUUCAAAAUUUUAGCAACUGAUAAUGGUUAACAACACUCUCAACUUUGUUUUGAGAUAACUUGAGUGUAGUGUGUAUAGAUUAAGCUAUCAUGCAGCAUCCGUUUUUAUCAAAGGGCAACAUUAAAGUCACAAAUUCAUCGAUUUUUGUGGCUAACUUCAGUCAAAAGUCUAAGAUGUCAAUAUGACAAGAAUUGGCACACAACCCAGCUGCUUCUAGUAGCUAAAGGAGUCGACAUCUUAUGGAAGAAAAGCAUCCAGUCAGAUAAGUGAACUCUAACUUUUUUCCUGAAGUAGCCACAAGGGGGCAAGAGUACAUGGCUUAUAUAUUGUGACUUUAAUAAUGCGACUCCUGUUAUGAUUACACAAGGCUUUUUAUUGUUGUAUUUUCAAAAAUGCAUAACAAGUAUGUGUGUAGCAUGUGAAUACAGGAACAAUGCUAGUCAAAACUAAAGCAUCCUGGGGGCUUAAUGUCAACACAAUCUGAAAGGGUUGGAGAUCUCAAGGGGCUUAAAAAAUUAUACAAACCUCGGUGCUACUAGCAACCUUUAAAGUGAAGAAGUUGACUAUACAUGAAGAUAAGUGGAAGAUAUCACUAGUUGAAAUUCUCAGCAACAUGAAGUGUCUAAGUAAAAAGGCAAAGAAGGUAACCUUAGUAUCAGCUACAUUACUUGUCUUUGGUAACAUCUUGCUUUCUAAAUCAUUUGCAGGAAUUUAUAUGAGACGUAUAAAAUAAAUCAAAAGAAACAAGUUUAUUGUCAUACACGUUAAAACCAACAAUAAAAAGCGGAGACAGCAUGAGAAGCUGACACCAGCUUAUCUGGUUUGCACAAUGAGUUAUCUUCAACCACAAGUCAUGGCAA